Helianthus annuus (common sunflower) is the source of this 2525-nucleotide messenger RNA. Its product is annotated as carbon catabolite repressor protein 4 homolog 1. The coding region runs from base 426 to 2246 and encodes 606 amino acids. The record is from RefSeq and is a predicted model, not a curated record. Gene Ontology annotation, molecular function: poly(A)-specific ribonuclease activity. Lineage: Eukaryota; Viridiplantae; Streptophyta; Magnoliopsida; Asterales; Asteraceae. The transcript has 12 exons. Gene Ontology annotation, cellular component: CCR4-NOT complex; nucleus; cytoplasm. Gene Ontology annotation, biological process: nuclear-transcribed mRNA poly(A) tail shortening.
CCAAAUCACACACCCAAAAGUGCAUCCUCUUCAUCUUUUCCUUUCUAAAACCCUAAAUCAAAAAACACCCAAAUCAAACCACAGAUCAUCUCUCUCUCUCUCUCUACUCAAAUUAAACCCUAAUCCCCAAACUCAUUUCCAAAUCCUCUUAAUCUCCCUCAAACCAAUUAAUCAAAUUUUACCUCCACAAUUCCCCCAAACAAAUUCCUAAAUUUCCACUCAGUUUCCUCCUCAUUUCCUGAACAAAUUCUGCAACACUGGCGAACAUCGAUAACCUCUAAUGGCGGAUCCGCCGAGUGUCCGCCGGUUAUUGCUGCCUGAAAUCGGUUUUAUCGCCGGAGCUUUGGUUUCGUGUUCGUUGAUCGGUGAAUUCGUUGAAUUAGGGUUAGGUUAUUGUGGUAUUGGAAGUUGUUGUGAGUGAAAGUAUGCUGAGUGUGCUCAGAGUGCAUCUUCCGUCUGAUAUUCCGAUUGUAGGUUGUGAGCUUUCGCCUUAUGUGCUUGUUCGUCGUCCUGAUUUAACUGUUUUUGCAGAUGAUGUGCCGGAAUCUGAGCCUGUUGAUGGGCUUUUUUUGAGAUAUAAAUGGUACCGUAUACAAAGUGAUAAAAAAGUUGCAAUUUGCAGUAUACAUCCAUCAGAACAAGCUACUUUACAAUGUUUAGGCUGUGUUAAAGCUAAAAUACCUGUUGUUAAAAGUUACCAUUGUUCUCCUAAAUGUUUUUCUGACGCAUGGCAACACCAUCGUGUUCUUCAUGAACGUGCUGCAAGUGCUGUUAACGAAAAUGGAAACGAAGAAGAAGAAAUAUUCGGCCGAUUCAGUAACAACACCAAUAAUAAUAAUAUUAAUCAAAGCUUAUCUAGCUCACAGUCACUUCCAAGCCUUACAAACGGUGCAUCCACACCGUUAUACCCCGCAUCUGUGACACAGAGGAACGGUGGUGAAACAUGGUUUGAAGUUGGGCGCGCUAAAACGUACACACCAACCGCUGACGAUAUCGGUCAUAUUUUAAAAUUUGAAUGCGUGGUGGUUGAUGUAGAGAUGAAAUCAACUGUUGGAUCAUUGAAUACUGUACUGACAUCACGGGUGAUCCCAGCUCCAUCCCCGAGCCCACGGCGGUUGGUUUCUGUAACUAACGCUGAUGUGGCGACGGGGAAUUUGGAUUUGGACGGGCGGGUUUCGUCUUCUGGGACGUUUACCGUGUUAUCGUAUAAUAUUUUGUCUGAUACAUUUGCGACGAGUGAUCAAUUCGCCUAUUGUCCUUCGUGGGCUCUUUCUUGGCCGUACCGUAGACAAAAUUUGUUACGGGAAAUAGUUGGAUAUCGGGCAGAUGUUGUUUGUCUUCAAGAGGUUCAAAGUGACCAUUUUGAGGAGUUUUUUGCACCUGAGUUGGACAAACAUGGAUAUCAGGCUCUAUAUAAGAAGAAAACAACUGAGGUUUUCAAUGGCAGUAUUAUGACUAUCGAUGGAUGUGCUACAUUUUUCCGACGAGAUAGAUUUUCACAUGUCAAAAAAUACGAGGUUGAGUUUAAUAAAGCUGCACAAUCUUUAACUGACGCUUUAGUUCCCAGCAGUCAGAAAAAAACCGCUCUAAAUCGGCUCGUUAAGGAUAAUGUUGCGUUAAUUGUUGUUCUAGAAGCAAAAUUCAGUAACUAUGGUGUUGAUAAUCCAGGGAAGCGGCAGCUUGUUUGUGUGGCAAAUACUCAUGUGAAUGUUCAACAAGAUCUGAAGGAUGUCAAACUAUGGCAGGUUCAUACUCUGUUAAAGGGUUUAGAAAAGAUAGCUGCCAGUGCAGAUAUACCAAUGUUAGUUUGUGGGAACUUUAAUUCUGUUCCUGGAAGUGCUCCUCAUGCGCUUUUAGCAAUUGGGAAAGUUGACCCAUUGCAUCCUGAUUUAGCAGUUGACCCUCUUGGAAUUCUUCGUCCCACCACAAAGUUGAUUCACACUCUGCCCUUGGUUAGUGCAUAUUCAUCUUUUGCAAGAAUUGGGGGUGGUCUUGGUUACGAGCAACAAAAAAAGAGAGUGGACCCCGCUACAAAUGAACCGUUAUUUACAAAUUGCACACGGGAUUUUAUUGGUACCCUUGAUUACAUCUUUUACUCAGCUGACAGCUUGACUGUGGAAUCUUUGUUGGAGCUUUUGGAUGAAGAUAGCUUAAGGAAAGAUACAGCGCUUCCUUCUCCAGAAUGGUCUUCUGAUCAUAUUGCAUUAAUGGCUGAGUUUCGUUGCAAACCACGAACUAGACGUUAAUUACAGUUUUAGGUUUGGUCAAAAAGCAAAAUCUUGAAGAUAGAAGUAAAAAAAAAAGAGAAAGCAAUUGACAAAAGCUUAAAGAAGGUAAGAAGAGUAGAUCUAAAGCUGUUAAAUGAUCUACUAGUGUAUCAUGCAUGCUUGUUACUACCCUUUAUCCACAUACAUGUCUUAUUUAUUUCCGUUUCUUCUUUUUAUUUUUUUAUAAUAGAAAGAUAAUUUCCACGGUUCAAUAUAAUAGCACAAGGAGUCGAGUUUAAAUGCAAGGUGUUUUGUUCA